Molecule: messenger RNA, 450 nt
Organism: Cylas formicarius (sweet potato weevil)
Lineage: Eukaryota; Metazoa; Arthropoda; Insecta; Coleoptera; Brentidae
Product: cysteine-rich protein 1-like
Exons: 2
Coding region: 122-358 (78 amino acids)
Source: RefSeq, a predicted model, not a curated record
UCUGUCCGAACGAUCACAACGCGUACCUUUAAAAAGUAAAGUCGAGUCUGCUGCGCGCAUUUGUAAGUUUACUUACAGUUCGUCCGGGUGGAUACUUGAAUCGUCGACGAUACAUAUCAUCAUGCCCAAUUGUCCAAAGUGUGAAAAACCCGUUUACUUUGCCGAGAGGAAGACGUCGCUGGGCAAAGACUGGCAUUCGGGAUGUUUGCGGUGCGAAAAGUGCAACAAGACCCUCACUCCGGGCUCGCACGCGGAAAAAGAAGGAAAACCUUAUUGUCAUAACCCGUGUUACUCGGCGCUCUUCGGACCAGGCGGUUUCGGCAGGGGCGGUGCGGAAAGUUACGUCUAUAAGAAAUAAACAUUUCCAGUUCAUUUCGAUGCCAGUAUAUACUUAUUGUUAACCUGUACAAUUUUUACACGUUGAAAAUCAAAUAAAGUUAGUUUUUCAAG